Molecule: messenger RNA, 423 nt
Organism: Suillus subaureus
Lineage: Eukaryota; Fungi; Basidiomycota; Agaricomycetes; Boletales; Suillaceae
Product: synaptobrevin-domain-containing protein
Exons: 6
Coding region: 1-423 (140 amino acids)
Biological process (GO): vesicle-mediated transport; vesicle fusion
Cellular component (GO): plasma membrane; SNARE complex
Molecular function (GO): SNAP receptor activity; syntaxin binding
Source: RefSeq, a predicted model, not a curated record
AUGCCGCUGCAUCCCAUCGUCUCAGCAACGUUAACGCCUCCACGCAGUCAUCCCAGGUCCGAACCUUACGACCCUUACCUCCCCCGCAAUGGCUCCUCAUCCAAUCCCGCUGGCGGAUCAAGUCAGGGUGGAAACCCUAAAACCGCAGCUAUCCAACAACAAAUUGACGACACCGUCGGUAUUAUGAGGGAGAACAUCACAAAGGUCGCAGAACGUGGAGAGAGAUUGGACUCGUUGCAGGAUAAGACAGCUAUUUCCCCAGACAACCUUGCUGUUUCAGCGCAGGGCUUCCGUCGUGGUGCUAACCGAGUACGAAAGAAUAUGUGGUGGAAAGACAUGAAGAUGCGCAUGAUCAUUGGUGUUGCUGUCAUAAUCAUCAUAAUCAUUAUUAUAGUCAGCAUUGUGAAGGCAACACAUCACUAG